GUCCCCGAGCGGGUUCUCGAGCUUGUGCCGCCAGAGAUGCUGGACGGCAAGAAGGUGCAGAAGGCCUUCCAUGUGACGACGCUGUACCUGGGUCGUGACGCCUGCAAGGACCCUUUCCUGCUGCGGCAGCUGGUGGGGCUGCUGGGCGAGUCCAUUGAGCUCACGCUGACGAGCGUUGCGUCUGAUCCGAAGGGGACGGCGAUCGCGGUGCGCAACGAGGGAGAGUUCCCCUGCGAAAAUGUUCAUCCACACAUCACCAUCGCGAACGCGCCGGGUGUUCCGCCUGCGCACAGCAACGAGCUGCUGGACGAUUCCCAUGCGGAUGACCCGUGCCGCACCGUCGACAGUCUCCCCGCCGGCACACGCGUCACCGGGACAUUUGUCUUCAGGUAG
Messenger RNA from Trypanosoma cruzi, 393 nucleotides. RefSeq lists its product as uncharacterized. Gene Ontology annotation, molecular function: ATP binding; RNA ligase (ATP) activity. NCBI's taxonomy places the organism in Eukaryota, Euglenozoa, Kinetoplastea, Trypanosomatida, Trypanosomatidae. The annotation marks the transcript as partial. The record is from RefSeq and is a predicted model, not a curated record. Gene Ontology annotation, biological process: tRNA splicing, via endonucleolytic cleavage and ligation. The transcript has a single exon.